GCCAUGUUUCAGCUCGCGGUAGCUCCGACGAGCUAGCAGCGCUGUGCUGGGCUUUAGAUGUAGCUGUGGGCUACAGAGCGAGGAGCUCUUCCUACCGAAUGGCUCUCCACAUUAGCCUUGCGGAGCUCUCGCUACUUUUUUUGGAAGCAAUUCCCUUCUUUUGCCAAUUUGGUUCAUUUUGUUGCAACAAGUCGCGGAAAUGUUCAGUCUUACCUUCCCGAAGGCGCAGCAGACGGCUGUAAAGGUUUGUGUUGCUCGAGGCUAGUCGAGCCUGAGCGUGUUCAGGUGUUCAGCAAGUCGUUUGGAGAGCAGUUGGAGGAUAUUUCCUUCUAUUUAUGUGUCUUUUGAGACUUGAAUGCUCCAGAAGUUUGUUUACGUGGGCCUGUCUAGUUAAGCAGCUCUGGUGUAGGCUAUGGGCAGACCUGUAGGACCAACUUGAGCUCAUGGACGUCCCUGAGGAGAAGUUCCGUGCUUAGUGCUCGAUUUCAGAUAUUAUUGCCUCAGGCUCCUUGAAACAUUUUCCUAAUGAUAAUUUGAGGGGUAAUUUAAAUAGUCUGCUUCAGCAAAGGCUGGAAAGGUAUUCAGGGAGUGUUAAAACAUACACUGCUCAGAUGUAGACCUUUUAUUAGUCAGAGACUAUUUCAUACCUCUGUACAGGAUUAUGGUGGAAACCUUUGUAUGUGCCUACUACCUGCAUUAGGCUUGUUAUUUGCUGUUCCUGUGAGGGGCUGAGCAGGUAAAUGCAGUUUGCCUGCAUGUCUACUUUGAGAGACUGUUUACAGAGUUGUGGAUACUAAGGUGUGGUCUCUAGGGUACUUUGAAGAGCCGAGCCGACCAUAUACUGUUCUUGGAAGAGGACGUUUUCAUUAAGCUCAGCUCCACUAUCCAGCUGUCCAGAUGGGGUGCAGAUGCUGUAGAAUGAUAAAAAGUUACAUCUAUGACCCCUCGGAACCUGUAGAUGGCCAGGGACUCAAGCAAGACCCAUCCAAUAACUCUUUGGUACCUCCUUACCACUGUCACAGACUGCCGGACGAGGUCAACCACAAGAAACAAGGUUUCCACAACCUGGGCUUCACCAGCAACACCAGCCCCACCAAACUUGACAUUGACAACAACCAUAUAAACCGACUCCAUGUUAAUAACCAGACUAGAUCCAGCCUACCUCAGGCAACAGGGGGCGACUCUACCCUCUAUAUUCUGCAGCCUGAGGCAGAAGGAACCCCCAUAAGAACAACCUCUAUUGUUCCCAGUGCCCCUGCCGUAUACAGCAUCCCAAUGCUGGGAACAGACCCUGGUAAACGAACAGAAAGGUUUAGAGACUCUGGCUUAGGGAAUGGAGGGAUGACGGAUGGAAUCGAUGGGUCGGAUGGAUACUUGUGUGGACAGGAGGAAGAAGAAGAAGACAAACGGAGACGGAAGACAGCUGCAACUUCAGAAUAUGUUGGGGACACAGCCGAUGAAGAGAGUGUGAUCUCAGUGGACAUUCACACUAGCAGCACCAGCCUCUCCUCAGCUGACACCAAGCUUGUGGUGGAGGACACUGUAGAGGAAGACUUGUCGCUUUCCGGGAGAGAUGGAGCGAUAGAGAAAGAACCAGAGGAUUGUAUUAGUGUCACGGACUCUAUGGUGGCCGAAGCACUUGCUGCCCUGGAGGCGGCCACUGCAGGAGAAGAGUAUGAGUGAAAAGUCACUAAUGGUUGUGGAGCCUGAAGUUGACAAAUUAUAUAUUGCUCAUCAAACUUUCAUCUGAAUGCUGGACAUAGCCAAAAUGAUAUGUUUCAUGAUAAAACAUUUUCUGAUGGCUAAAUAUGAACAACAAUUCUUAAAUGAAUUCUAAUCUUCACAGGUUGCCUGCUAUUUGUUUACAAGGAAGAUGUGGAUUUCUUAUAAGAUGGAUUAUAUUUUGCCAAGUAACUAGCAUGGAGUGUAUUUUCAGUGCAUACACUGGACUGCUGCUUUGUAAACUUGCUAUAUAUGAUAUAACUGCAAUUUUUUAUAGUCGAUACUACUACAAUAGGCCUCACCUUUCCAGUUUAGUUGUAGACAAGUCCCAAUAUUCUCUUCUUUUGCACAAUGAUCCUACCUGACCACCAGGACACUCAUGCCUGCUCCAAUGCAUAUAAAGGCUUUUCAAACCACUGUUCACUACUAUGCACUUGACCAUGCUUAGAGGAGAAUGCUAAGCUUUCAACUACGGCAUGUGGGCAUGCACAUGACCAAAGGGCUAUUCUGUCCUUCUCAGAAUGCCUAAUAAAACCUGGGUGUGCCUUUCACCUGUGCACUACCUGAGAGAGCCUGAUUCUCCAAGUAACAUUACAAACCCAACGAUGUUAAGAUGUCUGUGCUGUCUUGCACUUUUAAAUAAUGGUGGCACAAAGGGUUCUUUGGAACAAUGUCAUAGAAAAACUACUUUUGGUUUCGUAAAGAACCACUCAUUUGAAAGGUUCUUAGGGAACCAAAUGUGGUUCUUCUAUGGCAGAGGUCUUCAGACCCAGACCUUGAAUCCAGCCUCCGGUCCUGGAUUUCUAAUCACUGAACAUCAAUCAAAAUCUAGGACAAAAUACAAAAUCUAGGACAAAAAACCUGUAUUCAAGGUCCAAAUCUGAAGACCUCUGUUCUGUUGUAUUGCUUCAAAGAACCCUUUUGUUCAGCUUCAGUUUUAAGAGUGUGGUCUUGCACCAUCUGUUUAUAAAGUUUGCCUUGGUUGACACUCUUCUGUCUGGAAAAAAAAAAGAUAGUUCUUUAAGGAUUCUUUAGUAAAGGGAAGGGUUAUAUUUUGAACCAUGAGUUCCAUAAAGAACUGUUUCAUGCUUGAAUUGUUCUUUGCAUUACAAAGUUACAAAAAGUUCUUCAGAUUCACAGAGAACGUGUUGUAUAUGGUUCUACAUAGGGCCUUUUUGAAAAUUAUUCUAUACAGCACCACAAAGGGUUCUGCUAUUGUUACAGUGUCAAGUUUAUAACGUCAAGCUUAUAAGAACACUACUUUUUGCUGCUACAUAGAACCAUUUUUUAAAAAGGUUCUAUAUAUGAUAUACAACUUCUUCUUCUUCUUCUUUUGGCUGCUCCCUUUAGGGGUCACCACAGCGGAUCAUCUGCCUCCA
Pygocentrus nattereri (red-bellied piranha) is the source of this 3101-nucleotide messenger RNA. RefSeq lists its product as uncharacterized. Bases 898 to 1683 code for a protein of 261 amino acids. The record is from RefSeq and is a predicted model, not a curated record. Lineage: Eukaryota; Metazoa; Chordata; Actinopteri; Characiformes; Serrasalmidae. The transcript is spliced from 3 exons.